AUGCAUAUCCUUAAAAGAGCACAUUCAACCGUAAAGGUUAAUAAUUUAUUUUUUAAAAAAUUUUGUUUUCUAGUUAAAAGGUAUUUUGCUUAUGUCGAUAAAAAAGGAAUAGAUAUGAAGGGGUACUCGGGCUAUUCGCUUCCUCAUAUUAUGUUAGAGUCUGAAAUUUUCCUGGAAUUCAAGGAGCACUUUUAUAGAGGAGCGAACGUUCGGGAUCUAUGCAAAGAUGUGACAUUCGAUCAUGUCAUUUUACUUCUAUUACAGAAAGGGUUACCUAGCGCAAAGGAAUUGAUUCAAAAAAAUCUUUACAUUCAAAAUGAAUUAAAAACAUUUAAUGAAAAGAAUAUUUUACAAAUGAGCAGAAUUUUGCAAAUUUCUCAUCCAUUAGAACUGAUUCGCAUAUCUUUACUUCAAUUUGCACAACAUGAAAAGGAUAACAAUGAUUCCAUUUCGAGCUAUCUUAAAAUAUUAGCUGCAUCUAUAAAAAUGCUUCCUUAUUUUCAUGGUUCACAAUGCUUUUCUCCACACACACCCCAGAAGGAGUACACAGAUUUAAGUUCUUUUAUAAUAGAAAAUUACACCAUCAAAGGAUUCCAGACUGAAUUCUCAGGUAAAACAUAUGAACCUAACGAGAUAAUCCAAAAAGAAGAAGAUGGAAAAGAAAGAGAAAAAAGGACAAUUUUAUGGAAAAAGGAAAAAAUCAAAUUACUGAAUACAUUUUUAAUAUUAAUGUGUGAACAUGGCAUCAAUGAAAACACGUUUUUUGUACGAAUGUUAAGUACUGUGCAUGGCUACAAUUAUUUUAAUAUAUGCCUCUCAGCUGUCACAUUCUAUAUAGAUAUAUUCAGGAAUAUUGAUUUAUACCAUUCCAUGAGGGGGUUCCUUCAGUUCAAUGUUGAACACACCCCGUCUGAUACCAGUUGUAGUAGUUAUGAAAAAACAAAGAAAUCAAUGGAGAUGAUACCAAGUGUGAAUUUUUUCUUUCACAAAAGCAACUGUUAUAGAAAAAAAAAUACUAUUUUUAAAGAAUACCUUACUGAUUAUUGCAAAAAUACUUGUCAAGAAAAUGUAGACUUACUAACUCAUUUCAAACAAAUAGAAACAUUUUUUUUAAAAAAUAAAAAUAAAUAUCCCUCCUGCUAUUAUUAUACCCUUUUAACAUUUCACCUCAUAAAUUUACCAUUGCAAAUUCUACCUCCUCUAUAUUUUUUGAUAAGAUUACUCUCCUUCACAGCCCACAUAAAUGAACAAGUUGGAAAUAACAAAUUUGUGAAAUAUUCUGGUGUAUACAUAGGAAAUCCACCUAAAUUAGCAUAA
Messenger RNA from Plasmodium gonderi, 1317 nucleotides. RefSeq names its product citrate synthase-like protein. Gene Ontology annotation, cellular component: mitochondrial matrix. The record is from RefSeq and is a predicted model, not a curated record. Gene Ontology annotation, biological process: carbohydrate metabolic process; tricarboxylic acid cycle. The transcript is spliced from 2 exons. NCBI's taxonomy places the organism in Eukaryota, Apicomplexa, Aconoidasida, Haemosporida, Plasmodiidae. Bases 1 to 1317 code for a protein of 438 amino acids.